Mya arenaria is the source of this 540-nucleotide messenger RNA. Its product is annotated as trans-1,2-dihydrobenzene-1,2-diol dehydrogenase-like. The transcript is spliced from 5 exons. NCBI's taxonomy places the organism in Eukaryota, Metazoa, Mollusca, Bivalvia, Myida, Myidae. The coding region runs from base 1 to 540 and encodes 179 amino acids. The record is from RefSeq and is a predicted model, not a curated record.
AUGGCGAUGAACCUGAAACAAGCACAGCUUGUGUUAGAUACGGCCAAAACUGAUAAACAAUUUUGUAUCAAGGCUUGUUGGAGUCGUUUCUUUUCUAUCAAAGACUUGAUACGAUCGGAACUGGACACGAGGACACUGGGCGAUAUACGCAUGGUUCAGCCCAACUUUUGCUCGAGGACCACCCACGUACACCGUAAACAGAAGGUAUCGAUGGAAGGAGGCGGUGUGCCUGACAUCGCAUCGGCAUCUACAUUCGCUUAUCUCGUCUUCAGAGAAAUAUCUAAGUCCAUUACAUUAGUCGGAGGGCAAAUGGGAGACGUCGACGAAGAAGUUUCGUCAUAUAGAAUAUAUCGGAGUGUAGCAAUGGUCAACCAUGCAUAUCACAUGAACAGCGGGAUGGGUAAUAGCACCGCUGUCAUCCUUGGCCGGAAGGGCCGUAUUGGAGUGUGUAUUGCCAGUGUUUUUAGUUAUAAGCUAGACCACCCAUUCCAGUGCCCAACCGAUGUUGAACACCGUCGGGAGAUUACCUGUUUCCGGUGA